GGACACAUACUCUGAGUACUGGAUCGUCACGAUGUUCGUGUCGUCGUUGGUGUCCCCAUGGGCGCUUCUACUUCUACCCAUAAUCUACUACAUCCUUCCAUACCUACGAAACUGGGCUCUCUUAAAGGUUCCCGGACCAUUACCAGCCGCGCUGUCCAACCUAUGGCUCAUGUACCAGUGCCGCCGAGGGCGACGGUACCAGGCUGUGGACGACCUCCACAAGACAUACGGCAAAGUCGUCCGGAUACAGCCCAACCAUGUGUCGAUUGCAGACGACUCGGUCAUCAACACCAUCUAUGGUCACGGCAAUGGAUUUCUGAAGAGGCAAUACUACGACGCAUUUGUUUCGAUUCGUCGCGGCCUCUUCAACACACGAGACCGGGCCGAACACACUCGCAAACGCAAGGUCGUCAGCCACACCUUCUCGGCCAAGUCCAUCGGCCAGUUCGAACAGUACAUCCACGCCAACCUGGAACUGUUUGUCCAGAAGUGGAACAAGCUCUCCGACACGCGCGCCAACCCGAGCACGGGGUACGCGUCGAUCGAUGCCCUGCACUGGUUCAACUACCUCGCCUUCGACAUCAUCGGCGACCUGGCGUUCGGGCAGCCGUUCGGCAUGCUCGAGCGGGAGAAGGACUACGCCGAGAUCAGAAAGUCCCCCGACGCCCCUCCCACGUCGGCCCCGGCCAUCGAGGUGCUCAACCGCCGAGGGGAGGUGUCCGGGACCCUCGGUUGUCUGCCCCAGCUGAAGCCCUGGGCCAAGUACAUGCCGGACCCGUUCUUCAGCAAAGGUGUCGAGGCGGUGGAAAACCUGGCCGGCAUCGCCAUCGCCCGGGUCAAGCAGCGGUUGGACAACCCGACCACGGACCGAGUCGACCUCUUGGCGCGGUUGAUGGAGGGCAAGGACGCGAAGGGAGAGAGGCUGGGCCGGGAGGAGCUCACGGCGGAAGCCCUCACCCAACUCAUCGCCGGCUCGGACACGACCAGCAACACGGCCUGCGCGCUCCUGUACUACGUCGUCCGCACCCCCGGGGUGCUCGAGGCCCUCCGGGAGGAACUCGACGCGGCCAUCCCCCCCGGGGUCCCCAGCUACGACUCCGUCAAGGACCUGGAGUACGUCCAGUGGGUCAUCAACGAGACCAUGCGCAUCCACAGCACCUCCUCCCUGGGGCUGCCCCGCCUGGUGCCGGGGGCCACGCCCGAGAACCCCAACCCGACCGGGGUCGACAUCCUGGGCUACCACUUCCCCCCCGGCACCGCCCUGAGCGUCCCCAGCUACACCAUCCACCACAGCAAGGAGAUCUGGGGCCCCGACGCCGACGACUUCGUGCCCGGGCGGUGGUCGGAGAAGAGGCUGACCCCCCGGCAAAAGGACGCCUUCAUCCCCUUCAGCACCGGACCCCGAGCCUGCGUGGGCCGCAACGUCGCCGAGAUGGAACUCAAGUGCAUGGUGGCGACCGUCUUCAAGAACUUUGAGUUCCGCGACGAACACCCUGGACCCAUGGAGACGAGGGAAGGGUUUUUGAGGAAACCUUUGGGGUUCAACGUCGGUUUGAGGAGAAGAAGAGUGUAA
Molecule: messenger RNA, 1573 nt
Organism: Exophiala oligosperma
Lineage: Eukaryota; Fungi; Ascomycota; Eurotiomycetes; Chaetothyriales; Herpotrichiellaceae
Exons: 2
Coding region: 32-1573 (513 amino acids)
Molecular function (GO): iron ion binding; heme binding; monooxygenase activity
Source: RefSeq, a predicted model, not a curated record